Volvox carteri f. nagariensis is the source of this 3939-nucleotide messenger RNA. RefSeq lists its product as uncharacterized. The record is from RefSeq and is a predicted model, not a curated record. The coding region runs from base 1 to 3939 and encodes 1312 amino acids. Lineage: Eukaryota; Viridiplantae; Chlorophyta; Chlorophyceae; Chlamydomonadales; Volvocaceae. The transcript is spliced from 10 exons.
AUGUCGCGCGCUUUCAUCUCCGAUCUGGUUGGCGGCAGCUGGCUGCCAUCCGCGAAGUCGCAAGCGUUGUUCCUACCCUUCCCUGCCCUCGGUCAAUCCAUGCCGCCCAAGAGGCCCUACCAAACCCCUCCAUCGGCGCUACCUCGUUCUCAGCACCAAGCCCAGUCUCAACUUCCACCUCGACCGCAUCGCCAGCUCAAUAAUUCUGUACAGCAGGCUGCACAAGCCGCCAGGCGAAGGCGAGGCCCCAGCGGGCCUGGCGCCGACGGCAACCGCAGCAGCGGCAGCGGAGAGUUCCAAAGCGACGGUGGCGUCUGCGGUCGUCCUGGUAGCGGUGACGCUGCAGCUGUACGGCCCGGGUACGAACGACUCGUUACACCCCGCCGUCAGGACCGCACCGACUCGCGACGACGCAGCAACAGCCGCGGCAGGGGCGACGGCGGGGCGAAUGCGGUGCGUAGUCGCAGCGACGAUGGGGCUGACGGCGAUCUUGUCGACAAUAUGUACAACACGUACGACACCCACGUCGACGGCAAUGGCGAUAGCAGUGUUGACGGCAGCGGCGGCGGUGGAGGUGAUGGUGGUGAUGGUCCUUUGCAGGGCAGCCUAGCGGAGGAGCUUCAAGAGCUGGAGCGGAUGUACGGAGCCGCCGAUCGCACCAGGUCGAGCUACCGCAGCCGCCAGAGGUGGCUAGAUAGGCGGGCGGCAGAGCGGGAGGUGGUGUACGGCCCGCGCCAUCGCGACGCUGACGUACGGCUGCUGGCGCUGCGGCGGCACCUGGCGGCGGCGGGGAAGUUGCGGCGGCGGGGCCGUUUCGCGCCCAACGACUCCCUGCCCCGGGCUUCCACCUGGCACAAGCUCCCGCCGGCAACACAGCGGAGCAUACUGGAUGAGAGGGCCUCUGAAUUGCAGCGGGAGGUGGGCUUGCAGCCUCAGGUCGCCAGGAGAAUGUACGUGGCGGCACCGGGGCUGUUGUGCGACAUAUCGUACGGCGUGGCGGCGCGGUUGCGGGCCCUGGCGGCUCGUCUGGGCUGCUCCGUGGAGGGGGCGGCGGCGGCGAUCGCCUCCCGGCCCCUGCUGGCGCAGCUGCGAGUGGACCAACUAGAGGCAACCGCCGCGGAGAUAUCCACCUGGGUGGGCUGGAGCCCUGGUGGUGGUGGUGGUGGUGACGGCGGCGGCGGCGGUGUACUGCCGCUCAGCUUGGCGAUGCAGCGGCUCGCACAGGAGCCCUCCCUGGCAGCGGAGGGAUCCAUGGCGCUCAUUUCCAGUGGGGCCCAGCUGGCCUCUAGUGUAACGCUGCUACAGCGUCUGCUGGGUUUGUCGCCGCCCGCGGCCGCCGCGAUGGUGAUCGUGCAGCCGGCCCUGGCGCUACUGCCACCGGCAGAGCUAGCGGCGGCGGUGGACUUUUUAGCCGCCAACGUGCCGCCACCCACAGGCGCACACAGCCCUGGGCUCGUGCCGCCGCCGAUGACCUUUUCUGCUGCUGUUAGUUCUCCUGCUACGGCUGUUACAGCUAGAAGAGUAGGUGCUACUGCCGCCGCCGCUGCCGAUCAGCAUCGGCCGCCGGAUGGGCUGAGCCAGGGCCAGGGCCGGCCGGGGGGUAAGCAACGGCGGCUGUUGUCGAUACCGCCGCCUCAACCUCCGCCUUCGCAGCAGCAGCAGCAGCAGCUUCCACCGCUGCAUGUGCAGCUGCUGGUCCAGCGGUAUCCCGACAUACUGCUGUUGGAACCAAGUCGGGCAGCAUCAGCCCUGGGGGUGCUAGCACGCAUUUUGCGGGACGCGGCAGCCGAGACAGCAGCGGCGGCGGUGGCGGCGACGGUGCCAGGUAGCGAUCGGGCGGCGGAGCUGGUGCGAGUUGAGCCGCGGCUGCUGCUGUGCCAACUGAUCCCACCAAUUCGCCAAAGCGAUGAUGGCGGUCGCGAGGACGGCAGCGGUGUGAUGGUUCGUGAUCGAAGGAUCACCAUUCUAUCCCUGGUCAAGGCGAUAGAGGAGGCGCACCGGAAGCGACGUGUCGACGCGGCGUCCCUGGCAUUGGACAGCGCCGACUGGCCGCGGCCCCUCGUCCGUCUCCCGUACGAGUACGACGCCGGGACGGUCGCGCCGGCCGACGGGGGCCUUGCGAGCGUGUCGGUCUUGGACGACGAGUUGGGAGCUCCAAGACCCGAAGUUGUUGGCGGCAACGCUGCUGCUACUGCCGGCGGUGAGGCGGCGCUGCUGGCGGCGGCCGCUGUAGCUGGGGUCGGCACAAUUCCCGUUGAUCUCGGCUUGCGCGAGGCUGAGCUGCUGCGCAUCAUACUCCCCGGGCUCCUCAUGCCCUUGGGACAAGAACCUCCGGCUCUGCAAGCCAGCGGCGCCGCGCCAUACGACAGGCCGUAUGGCACGUCGCUAGCUGUCGAAGGUUCUGGAUGGAACCUCGACGUCGCUCGCAGUUGGCUGUGGCGCGAAGUGAUUGCGGCCGAGCCAGGGUUGCUGCUACUGCCGCCGGCGCAACUGGCCGCAACGACGACAACGCUUUGCGCGUGGCUGGCGGUGCCGCUGGACGCACUGUCGUACUAUUUGUUUCCAUGCGGCCCUUCCAUACUGGGGCCCACGGCAUCCGUACGGCAGCUGGAGCCGCGGGGCCGCGGCGCGUCCCCUGCCUCAACCUCAGAAGCGGUGGCAGUGAUAGCGACUGGGACGGAGGCAGCAAAGUUUGCAUCCCCUCAUGGGCCUUUGCGAUCGCGGCGUAGCCAUGCCGCGUUGCUGACACGGCGGCAGGACACCCUCCAGCGGGCCGGCUACCUGGUGUGGGACUGGCUGGGUGGAGCUGCCGCCGCGACCGCCGCCGACGUCGCCGAGGUCCUGCGCGCCUUGCCGAGCCUUAUGUACGACAGUGUGGCGAUGCACACGUGCGCGCGCGUUCUACACGCACUAGUCGACGAAUGCGAUGGGAUUACGGAUGCUGGCGGCAGCGGGGAUGGGGAUGCGGACACUAGCAUGCCUGGCGACAUGGUGGUCCAGGCGCCGGCUGCUGCUGCCUUUGAAAUCACUGGGUUCGGGCUGCCGGCCUGGGUGCUCGUCUCACCUCCUUCGGAUGAGGCAGACCCGUGGGUCGGUGCUGACCUAGGCUCGGGAGCUGCCGAAGGCAGGCAGGCUCAAGACCCCACCAUCCCGCCGCCGCCCAUGCCGGCAGCUGCGGCUGCCUUGCUGUUACAGUUCCCCUCGGAGCUCCUUAGCGGCGGUGUGCUACAGCUGUUACUUGAUGCAACGCCCACGGCUGAUACUGCGGACACGGCUCCGGCUGCUGAUGUAGCUGUCGAAGCCCUGGCAGCGCCGGAGCUCAACGAUGGGCCUUGUUGCGGAGCAGCACAAGAAGUUGGCGGCGGGGAUUCCGCUCAUUUCGCCGUAGGUCGCGAGAGCAGCGGUGGCACUCUUGUUCAUGGAAAGGGCCGGAGGGGCUCGCGAUUGUAUCAAGCGGUGAGGGGGAUCAGCGAGCUGCUAGGCGUGGGACGGCUGGCGGCUGCGGCGCUGGUGCUCGCGACCCAGGGGUCAGCAGCGCUGCUGGUGGAGGGACUGUCGUCCACAGCGAUUGCAAGCGUGAAAAGGGUGAUAUCAGCUGUCCGCCGCGGGGACGCUUGGCGGCGGGAGCUGCGGCGCUACCUGUACGGCAACACCUCGUCGUACGGCAGCGGCGCCUUAGGCAUCAGUGAGCAAGCGCAACAGGGCGGCAAUGAAAGCUUGAAGGCCGUCAGCGCGUCCGCUUGGGAGUUGCUAUGCUUGCUAAGGGAGUGGCGGCGGGCGUCGCGACUUGAGGCUCUGGUGGCGGCAGGUUGGGGAGUGGCAGCUGUUGGCUUGGAAGGCGCUGUCAGCUUUGCAACGGUGCUACAGCUGCCAGACGACGAGUGGGGCAGUUUGGCUCAGCAUCUCCAGCUGGCCGCAAAGGCGCAUCCCGACGAGUAA